CUUCUCCUCGCUGAGUCUCCUCCUCGGCGCUGACGGUACAGUGAUAUAAUGAUGAUGGGUGUCACAACCCGCAUUUGAACUUGCAGGCGAGCUGCCCCGAGCCUUUCUGGGGAAGAACUCCAGGCGCGCGGGGGCAACAGCCGCGAACAUUAGGUGUUGUGGACAGAGCUGGGACCGGGAUCUGCGGCCAGCCCCGCAUCCUCCCGCAUCCUUCAGCACCGUCCCGCACCCUCCGCACCCUUCCCCAGGCCACCGCGCUUCCUAUGUGACCCGCCUGGGCAACGCCGAGCCCAUUCGCGCAGCGCUGCGGUGAAUUUUUUUCCCUAAACUGCAAUAAGCCGCCUUCCAAGGACAAGAUGUUGAUAAAUAUAAAGAGCAUCUUAUGGAUGUGCUCAACCUUAAUAGCAACCCAUGCACUACAUAAAGUCAAAGUGGAAAAAAGCCCACCUGUUAAGGGCGCCCUCUCUGGCAAAGUCAGCCUACCUUGUCAUUUUUCAACCAUGCCUACUUUGCCACCCAGUUACAACACCAGCGAAUUUCUCCGAAUCAAAUGGUCUAAGAUCGAAGUGGACAAAAAUGGAAAGGAUUUAAAGGAGACAACUGUCCUUGUGGCCCAAAAUGGAAAUAUCAAGAUCGGUCAGGGCUACAAAGGGAGAGUGUCCGUCCCCACGCACCCUGAGGAUGUGGGCGAUGCCUCCCUCACCAUGGUCAAACUGCGCGCAAGUGACGCGGGCCUGUACCGCUGCGACGUCAUGUACGGGAUUGAAGACACGCAAGACUCGGUGUCACUGGCCGUGGAUGGAGUUGUGUUUCACUAUAGGGCAGCGACCAGCAGGUAUACCCUGAAUUUUGAGAUGGCUCAGAAGGCUUGCGUGGAUGUUGGGGCAGUCAUAGCAACCCCGGAACAGCUCUUUGCCGCCUAUGAAGAUGGAUUUGAACAGUGUGAUGCAGGCUGGCUGUCUGAUCAGACUGUUAGAUAUCCCAUUCGGGCUCCCCGAGAAGGCUGUUAUGGAGAUAUGAUGGGGAAGGAAGGAGUCAGGACCUAUGGAUUCCGUUCUCCUCGGGAAACUUAUGAUGUGUAUUGUUAUGUGGAUCAUCUGGAUGGUGAGGUGUUCCAUAUCACUGCUCCCAGUAAAUUCACCUUUGAGGAGGCUGAGGAAGAGUGUGAAAACCAGGAUGCCAGGCUGGCGACGGUGGGGGAACUCCAGGCGGCGUGGAGGAAUGGCUUUGACCAGUGUGAUUACGGGUGGUUGUUGGACGCCAGCGUGCGCCACCCUGUGACUGUGGCCAGGGCCCAGUGUGGAGGUGGUCUACUUGGGGUGAGAACCCUGUACCGUUUUGAGAACCAGACAGGCUUCCCUCCCCCUGAUAGCAGAUUUGAUGCCUACUGCUUUAAACCUAAACAGAAUAUAUCAGAGGCUACAACGAUUGAAUUGAAUAUCCUCGCAGAAACUGCAUCACACAGAUUGUCCAAAGAACCACAAAUGGUACCCAAUAGAACUACACCAAUCAUUCCUUUAGUCAACGAAUUACCUGUCAUUACAACAAAGUUCCCUCCUGUGGAAAGUAUAGUCAAUUUUGAACAGAAAGCCACAGUCCAACCUCAGGCUGUCACAGACAGCUUAGCCACUGAGUCACCCACACCAGCUGGGAGUACCAAAAAGCUUUGGGAUAUGGACUACUACUCACCUUCUGCUUCAGGACCACUUGGAAAGCCAGACAUAUCAAAAAUUAAGGAAGAAGUGCUCCAAAGUACAACUGUCAUCUCCCGUCAUGCUACUGAUUCAUCGGAUGGUGUCAUGGAAGAUACACAAACCCAAGAAUCAGUUACACAGAUUGAACAAAUAGAAGUGGGUCCCUUGGUAACAUCCAUGGAAAUCUCAAGGCAUCCUCCUUCCAAGGAAUUCUCGGUAACUGAAACACCAUUUGUAUACACAAGAAUGACCCUGGAAUCGAAAACUGAAAAGAAAACAGUAAGCACUAUUUCUGAAUUGGUGACUACAAGUUCCUAUGGAUUCACCUUGGGAGAAGAUGAUGAUGAAGACAGAACACUUACAGUUAGAUCUGGUCAGACCACCUUGGUCUUUAGCAAAAUACCUGAAGUCAUUACAGUGUCAAAGACUUCUGAAGACACAACUCAUGUUCAACUAGAGGACUCAGAGUCAGUCUCAGCAUCCACAACUGUUUCACCUUUAACUAUGCCUGACAAUGGAUCAUCCAUGGACAGCUGGGAAGGGAGACAAACUAAUGGUAGGAUAACUGAAGAUUUUUUUGGCCAGUAUCUGUCUAGUACACCUUUUCCAUCACAGCGUCAUACAGAAGUAGAAUUGUUUCCUUAUUCUGGUGAUAAAAUAUUAGUAGAGGGAAUAUCCACAGUUACUUAUCCCUCUCCACAAACAGAAAUGACACAAGGAAGAGAAAGAACAAAAACUCUAAUACCAGAGAUGAGAACAGAUACUUAUACAGAGGAUGAAAUACAAGAAAAGAUCACUAAAGAUCCAUUUGCGGGAAAAACAGAAGAAGAAGGCUUCUCUGGAAUGAAGCUCUCUACAUCUUCCUCAGAGCAAAUUCAUUUUACAGAGACUUCUGUGGAAAUGACAACUCCAGGUGGGUUAGAAGCAGAUGGCUAUGAAGAUACUACCAAGUAUAGUGAAGAUAUCACAACAGUGCAUUUGACCCCCAGUACUUUAGAUGUUGAAGUGGUCACUGUAUCAAAAUGGUCAUUGGAUGAAGAUAAUACAACCUCGAAGCCUUUAGAGUCUAUAGAACAUUCAGGCUCUCCAAAAUUGCCCCCUGCUUUUCUCAUCACUACAGGGGUGAAUGGAAAGGAUAAAGAAAUCCCAAGUUUCACUGAAGAUGGAGGAGAUGAAUUUACUCUUAUUCCAGAUAUUGCUCGAAAGCAAUUAGAGGAGAUUACUGAGGAAGACUUAAUAGAUCAUGGGAAAUUCACAAUCAGAUUUCAGCCAACUACAUCAGUUGGGAUUGCAGAAAAGUCAACUUUGAGAUAUUUUGCAACUGAAGAAAGUGUUCCACCUAUCACAAGCACAGAAGACCAAGUUGUUUAUGCAACCAUGGAAGGAAGUGCUUUGGGUGAAGGAGAAGAUGUGGACAUCUCUAAGCCAGUAUCUACUGUUCCCAAAUUUGCACACACUUCAGAGGUAGAAGGAUUGGCAUUUGUUAAUUAUAGUACUACCCAGGAGCCUACUACUUAUGUAGACUCUUCCCAUACCUUUCCUCUUUCUGUAAUUUCCAAGACAGAAUGGGGAGUGUUAGUACCGCCUGUUCCAUCAGAAGGGGAAGUUCUAGGUGAACCUUCUCAAGAUAUACGUGUCAUUGAUCAGACUCGCCUUGAAGCAACUGUUUCUCAUGAAACUAUAACAACAACAGAAACCACACAGGGAACAACUCAGGAAGAAUUUCCUUGGAAGGAAGAGACUGCAGAGAAACCAGUUCCUGCUCUCAGUUCUACGGCUGGCAUGCCCAAGGAGGCAACACCACCAUUCGAUGAACAAGAGGGUGAUGGAUCAGCAUACACAGUCUCGGAAGAGAGAUUGAUGACAGGUUCUGAGAGAGUCCCAGUUUUAGAAACAACUUCAGUUGGAAAAAUUGAUCACAGUAUGUCAUAUCCACCUGGUGCUAUAACUGAGCACAAAAUGAAAAUGGAUGAAAUGGUAACACUAACACCAAGCAUUGGGCCAAGAGUAUCUUUAAGUCCAGAGACUGAACAAAGAUAUGAAACAGAAGGCAGUAGUCCAACAGAAUUUAUAACACCUUUGAGUACUACCCAGCUUAUAGAGGAAACCACUACUGAGAAAAGAGAGAAAACAUCCCUAGAGUAUAUUGAUUUAGGCUCAGAAUUAUUUGAAAAGCCCAAAGCCACGGAACUCCCCAGAUUUUCAACAAUUAAAGCCACAGGUCCAAGUGAUAUCACUGGUGUGUGGGAUGUAGUAGACAAACUUCACACAACUUCAGCAUUCAAGCCGUCUUCAGCAUCCACCGGGAAACCACCUCUCAUUGACAGGGAACCCGGUGAAGAAACAACCAGUGACAUGGUAAUCAUCGGCGAAUCCACAUCUCGUGUCCCUCCCACUACCCUGGAUGAUAUUGUACCUAAGGAAACGGAAACCGAUAUUGAUAGAGAGUAUUUCACGACUUCAAGUACUCCUUCUGCUACACAGCCAACAGGACCGCCCACCGUGGAAGGCAAAGAGGCUGUCGGACCUCAAGCACUCUCCACUCCACAACCCCCAAUGGGGACAAAAUUCCACCCUGACAUAAAUGUUUAUAUUAUUGAGGUCAGAGAAAACAAGACAGGUCGAAUGAGUGAUUUGAGUGUAAUUGGUCAUCCAAUAGAUUCAGAAUCUAAAGAAGAUGAACCUUGUAGUGAAGAAACAGACCCAGAUCACGAUCUAAUUGCUCAAAUUUUACCUGGCUUACCUGAUAUAAUUGAAAUAGAUAUAUACCACAGUGAAGAGGAUGAAGAAGAUGAUGAAGAGUGUGCAAAUGCUACUGACGUCACGACCACCCCCUCCGUGCAGUACAUCAAUGGGAAGCAUCUCAUUACCACUGUGCCCAAGGACCCAGAAGCUGCAGAAGCUAGGCGUGGCCAGUUUGAAAGUGUUGCACCUUCUCAAAAUUUCUCAGACAGCUCUGAAAGUGACACUCAUCAGUUUCUAAUAGCCGAAACAGAAUUGUCUACUGCUAUGCAACCUAGUGAUUCUAAAGAAACAACUGAAUAUCUUGAAAUUACAUGGAAGCCUGAGACUUACCCUGAAACAUCAGAAAGUUUUUCAGGUGGUGAGACUGAUGUUUCCCCCACAUCCCCUUUCCAUGAGGCAGAAGCAACAGAGGGUGUAGAAUCAAUCACAGAGAGAAGUCCUGAACUUGGCAAUCAGGUGCAUGAAUACACUGAAGCUGUCCCUCUGUUUCCUGAAGAGUCUUCAGGAGAGGCUGCCAUUGACCAAGAAUCUCAGAAAAUAGUAUUUUCAGGGGCCACAGAUGUAACAUUUGGUGAAGUGGCAGAAAAAAGCACUUCUAUCAUGUAUACUCCCACUGUAGUUCCAAGUUCUAUGUCAGCACGUGUUUCAGAGGAAGGAUCAGUUACCCUACUAGGAAAUCUGCAGCCUAAUGACCCAUUGUCUACCCGUGAAAGCUGGAUAGAAAUAACCCCUAGACAAAUUGUAGAGGUCUCAGGGAGUUCUUCAGUUCCAAUUGCAGAAGGCUCUGGAGAAGUAGAAGAAUACAAAGAUAAAAUGUUCACCAUGGUAACAGAUUUAUCACAGAGAAAUACUACAGAUACAAUCAUUACUUUAGACACCAGCAAGGUAGUUAUCACGGAAAACCUUUUUGAGAUUCCUGCGACUACCAUUUAUUCAGUUUCUGAACAACCUUCUGCAGAAGUGGUGCCUACCAGUCUUGUAAGUGAAUCAGACACUUCCAAGUGGGUUUUCAGUACAUCUUUUGAGGGAAAGAAAAGGAAAGAGGAGGAAGAAGGACCUACAGGUACAGCUUCUGCAGUUGAGGUACAUUCACCUACACAGGGAUCAGAUCAACUCAUUUUAUCCUCUGAAUUAGAAAGUUUGGAUGUAGCUACAUCUAGUGAUUCAGCUACUGGGAAGACUUUUAUGUCCUUGACAACACCCACGCAGUCUGAAAGAGAAAUGACAAGUUCUACCCCUGUCUUUACAGAAGGAAAUGUUUUAGAAGACUUGCGGGCACAGACUACCAAGCACAGCAGUAGCAGUCAACCUGGGAUCCAGGAGGGGCUGACCACUCUCCCAGGUAGCACUUUCUCUCUCUUUAUGGAGCAGGGCUCUGGAGAAGCUGCUGGUGUCCCAGAAACCACCACUCUUUCUUCAUUUUCAUUAAAUAUAGAGUCUGAAAUUCCAACCAAAAAGGAAACAGCUGGCACUUUGUCUCCCCAUGUGGAAAAAACAUUCUCCUCUGAGCCAACACGACUAGUUUUGAGUACUGUAAUAGACAGAGAAGUUGAAGAAAUUAUAAGUCAAACAUCCAAGGAAAAAUUGGUUUCAGAGGUAUCAGGAAAACCAAAUUAUGGGGCAGAAAUAAGGGGCUUUUCUACAGGUUUUCCUCUCGGGGAAGAUUUCAGCGGUGACUUUAGAGAAUACUCAACAGUAUCUCAUCCCAUCACAAAAGAAGAAAUAGUGAUAAUGGAAGGCUCCGGGGAUGCAGCAUUUAGGGAUAUCCAGAUUUCACCAUCUGCGAUACCUACUUCAGUUCGUGUCAGUGGCACACCUAAUUCGGAGGGACCCAGUAGCACCUCGAUCAGCACUUCAGCCUUGCUGUGGGAAGAGUUCAUAGCCUCAGCUGAAGGUUCAGGUGAGCAACUGGUCAUAGUAGGCAGCUCUGUUGGCCCAGUGCUCCCCAGUGCUGUGGAGUUUUCUGGUACAGAUUCCCCAUUUAUUGACCAAGGAUUGGGAGAAGUGGGUGCUAUCAAUGAAGCUGAUAAAAGAUCCACUGUUUUGCCAACAGUAGAAGCUGAAGGUACUAUAGUUCCAACAGAAAAGGGGGAAGUAAAGGUCAAUGACACAAUUUCAAUGAACUUUCCCCAAACUAUGGAGCCACUCAAAUUAUGGUCAAGGCAAGAAGUCAACACUGUAAGACAAGAAAUUGAAAGUGAAACAGCAUCAGAGGGAAAGAUUCAAGAAGAAAAGUCUUUUGAAUCCCCCCGAAGCUCUCUUGCACCAGAGCAAAGAAUUUUCGAUUCACAAACGUUUACUGAAACUGAACGCCAAACCACAGAUUAUUCUAUACUAACAACAAAGGAAACUUACAGUACUGAUAAGGAAAUGAAGGAGGAAGGCAUUUCCUUAGUUAACAUGUCUACUCCAGAUCCAGAUGCAAAGGGCUUGGAAUCAUAUACUAUUCUCCCUGAAGCUACUGAAAAAACACACUUUUCCUUAGCUACUGCCUUAGUGACUGAGUCUAUACCAGCUGAAAGUAUGGUCACUGAUUCAUCAAUCGAAGAGGAAGAAAGUGUAAAACUCUUUCCGAAAGGUAUGAAACCAACAAUUAAAGAGUCGUAUACUGAUCUCUUAUUCUCUGGACUGGGAUCAGGAGAAGACGUUUUGCCUACUCUACCUACAGUGUCAGUGAAUUUUACUGAAAUGGAACAAAUUGUUAACACAUUAUAUCCCCAGACUUCUCAAGUGGAAAAUUUAGAAACAAGCAGCUUAAGUGAUAAAACUGAAGAUUAUGAGGGAGUGGAAAAUGUGGCAAAUGAAGUUAAACCACUCAUUUCCAAAACAGAUAACAGCUCUGAAAGUAGUGAGGCAGUAUCCAGCACAACCUUAAUAGAAAUUUCAAGUGACACUGGAGCAGAAAGACCCACUAUGACACCUCUUCCUUUCUCUACAGACAGCAAACAUCUUCAGAAUCAGACUCUCGGGUGGGCAGAAGAAAACCGGACUAGUAGACCACAAACUAUAACUGAACGAGACUCUAACAAGAAUUCUUCCACAGCAGAAACUAAAGAAACAGCAACCUCUUUCUCUGUUUUUCUGGAUAGACCUUAUGGUCUUGACAUGGCCAAAGAAUUUGUUACCUCAGCUCCAAAACCAACUGACUUAUUUUAUGAACAUUCUGGAGAAGGAUCUGGAGAAUUGGCUAUUGUUGAUUCAGUUCACACUUCUGGAACUACUCAGGCAACCAGACAAGGAAGUAUCACAUUUGUUUCUGAUAGAUCCCUGGAAAAACAUCCUGAGGCGCCAAGUGCUAAAGCUGUUACUGCUGAUGAAUUCCCAACAGUUCCAGUGGUUCUGCCUCUUCAUUCAGAGCAGAAUCAAAGCUCCCCUGAUCCAACUAGCAUACUGUCAAAUACAAUGUUAUAUGAGAGGUCCACAGAUGCUACCACAGGUAGUUUUCAAGACCAUUUCAGGGGACUUGAGGAUUCUACCUUAAAACCCAGCAGAAGAAAACCCACUGAAAAUAUUAUUAUAGAUCUGGACAAAGAGGACAAGGAUUUAAUAUUGACAAUUACAGAGAGAACUGUCCUUGAAACUUUACCUGUGCUGACAUCAGAUAAAAAUACUAUCAUAGAUAUUGAUCACACUAAACCUGUAUAUGAAGACAUCCUUGGGAUGCAAACAGACAUAGAUCCAGAGAUACCGUCAGGAUCACAUGGCGGUAAUGAUGAAAGCACUCAAGUUCAAGAGAAGUAUGGGGCAGCUGUUAACCUUUCUUUAACUGAGGAAACAUUUGAGGGCUCUGGUGAUCCUCUUCUGGCUAGCUACACUCAGGCAACACAUAAUGAAUCAAUGACUUCUAAAGAUAGAAGCCAAUCAGAUCAUAAGGGCUUUAACUUCACAACUGAGAUCCCUGUUCCUAGCAAGGAAGCAGAAUUAGAUAUUUUACUUCCCACAGCAACAUCCCUGCCCAUUCCUAGUAAGUCUGCCACAGAGAAUCCAGAGAUUGAAGAACCAAAAAUUGAAGCAAAAGCCCUGGAUGACAUCUUUGAAUCAAGCACUUUGUCUGAUGGUCAAGCUAUUGCAGACCAAAGUGAAAUAAUAUCAACAUUAGGCCAUUUGGAAGGGACAAAGGAGGAGUAUGAAGAAAAGAAAUACGCAGGUCCUUCUUUUCAGCCAGAAUUCUCUUCAGGAGCUGAGGAGACAUUGAUAGAUCAUACUCCCUAUGUAAGUAUCAGUACUGUCCACGUUAUGGCUCAGAGUCUGACAGAGGCACCUAAUGUGGUGGACGGAUCCAGUUCCCCAUAUUACACUGAUACAACCUCAGCAGUAUCAGCAUUUGCAAAGUUGUCUUCUCAGACACCAUCGUCUCCACUCACUACCUACAUAGGCAGUGGAGCCUCUGAACACACAGAAGUACCCCAGCCAAGUGCUCUGCCAGGUAUAGAUGCUGGCUCAUCUCAGAUGUCCCCAGAGUAUUCUUUUAAGGAAAUUCAUGCAAAUAUUGAAGCAACUUUCAAACCAUCAAGUGAAGAAUACUUUCACAUAACUGAGCCUCCAUCCUUAUCUCCUGACACAAAAUUAGAACCUUCAGAAGAUGAAAGUAAACCUAAGUUAUUAAAAGAAAUGGAAGCUUCUCCCACAGAAUUAAUUGCUGGGGAAGGAACUGAGAUUCUCCAAGAUUUCCAUAACAAAAUCAACGGUCAACUUUUUGGAGAAACAAUCAUCGUGGUUCCCAGUGUUAAAACACCAACACCUGAGGCUGGAACUGUUCUUACAGAUGCCAAUGAAAUUAACUUAGAGGGUGCUACACAGUGGCCACAUGCUACUUCUGCUUCUGCUCCUUCUGGGGUUGAGGCAGGUGUAGUGCCUCAGCCCAGCCCAGAGACUUCUGAAGAGCCCACCAUUCCUUCUUCUUUUCUGGAAAUCAACCCUGAAACACAAACAGCUUUUAUCAGAAUGGAGGAUUCCACAGCAGCAUCAGCAGAACAGCAAGUAUCAGCGAGAAUUCUUGAUUCCAAUAAUCAGGCAACAGUAAGCACCCUGGAAUUAAAUACUGAGCUUGCAACACCACCAUUUCCCCAUCUGGAAACUUCUAAUGAAACUGAUUUCCUGAUCGGCAUUAGUGAAGAGUCAGUGGAAGGCACAGCAAUCUAUUUACCAGGACCUGAUCGUUGCAAAACGAACCCGUGCCUUAAUGGAGGCACCUGUUACCCUACUGAAACUUCGUACGUAUGUACCUGUGUCCCAGGAUACAGUGGAGACCGGUGUGAACUUGAUUUUGAUGAAUGUCAUUCCAAUCCCUGUCGGAAUGGAGCCACGUGCAUUGAUGGUUUUAACACAUUCAGAUGCCUCUGCCUUCCAAGCUAUGUUGGUGCACUUUGUGAACAAGACACUGAGACAUGUGACUACGGCUGGCACAAAUUCCAAGGGCAGUGCUACAAAUACUUCGCCCACCGACGCACUUGGGAUGCAGCUGAACGGGAAUGUCGUCUGCAGGGCGCCCAUCUCACAAGCAUCCUGUCUCACGAAGAACAAAUGUUUGUGAAUCGCGUGGGUCAUGAUUAUCAGUGGAUAGGCCUCAAUGACAAGAUGUUUGAGCAUGACUUCCGUUGGACUGAUGGCAGCACACUGCAAUAUGAGAACUGGAGGCCCAACCAGCCAGACAGCUUCUUUUCUGCUGGAGAAGACUGUGUUGUGAUCAUCUGGCAUGAGAAUGGCCAGUGGAAUGAUGUUCCCUGCAAUUACCAUCUCACCUAUACCUGCAAGAAAGGAACAGUUGCUUGUGGCCAGCCCCCUGUUGUAGAAAAUGCCAAGACCUUUGGAAAGAUGAAACCUCGUUAUGAAAUCAACUCCCUGAUUAGAUAUCACUGCAAAGAUGGUUUCAUUCAACGCCACCUUCCAACUAUCCGGUGCCUAGGAAAUGGAAGAUGGGCUAUGCCUAAAAUUACCUGCAUGAACCCAUCUGCAUACCAAAGGACUUAUUCUAAGAAAUAUUUUAAAAAUUCCUCAUCAGAAAAGGACAAUUCAUCAAAUACAUCAAAACAUGAACAUCGUUGGAUCCGGAGAUGGCAGGAGUCGAGGCGCUGAUCCCUAAAAUGGCGAACGUGUGUGUUCAUCAUUUCAGCCAAAGUCCUAACUCCCUGUGCCUUUCCUACCACCUCGAGAAGUAUUAUCAAUUGGUUUGGAGUUUUGGAUCACCGUCCAGUCAUUUUGGGUUGCUGUGCUCCCAAAACAUUUUAAAUGAAAGUAUUGGCAUUCAAAAAGAAAGCAAGCAAAAUGAAAGAAAAUAAGGGCAGAAAAUAACCAUUUGCAGCCUAUCUAAUUUUUUUAGUUUUCUAUUUGCCACUGGUGCAGACCAUUCCGUGAUGUAUACCAGCCUACUGUACUAUUUAAAACGCUCAAUUUCAGCACCCAUGGCCAUGUAAAUAAGAUGAUUUAAUGUUGAUUUUAAUCCUGUAUAUAAAAUAAAAAGUCACAAUGAGUUCAGGCAUAUUUAAUAAUGAUUAUGGAGCCUUAGAGGUCUUUAAUCAUUGGUUUGGCUGCUUUUAUGUAGUUUGUUUAGGCUGGAAAUGGUUUCACUUGCCCUUUGACUGCCAGCAAGACUGAGGAUGGCUUUUCCUGGACAGCUAGCAAACACAAAAUCUUGUAGGUCAUUGCACCCAUCUCAGCCAUGGGUGCAGUUUGCUUCCACGUGAUGCUGAAGCCUGCCUAAUGGGAUCCCGAUGGAACUAGGGACUCCAAUGUGGAACUCUUCUUUGCUGCAUUUCUUUUUCCUCACUUACAAGAAAGGCCUGAAUGGAGGACUUUUCUAUGACCAGGAGCAUUUUUUAGGGGUCAAAGUGCUAAUUAUUAACUCAACCAGGUCUACUUUUUAAUGGCUUUCAUAACACUAACUCGUAAGGUUACAGAUCAACGCAUUUCAAAUGGAUAUAGACCUAGGGUUCUGGAGGGUGGGGGAUUGUUAAAACAACACACAUGCAAAAAAAAAGAAAUUUUGUAUAUAUAACCAUUUUAAUCUUUUAUAAAGUUUUGAAUGUUCAUGUAUGAAUGCUGCAGCUGUGAAGCAUACAUAAAUAAAUGAAGUAAGCCAUACUGAUUUAA
Messenger RNA from Propithecus coquereli (Coquerel's sifaka), 11528 nucleotides. RefSeq names its product versican (gene VCAN). The coding region runs from base 357 to 10514 and encodes 3385 amino acids. The record is from RefSeq and is a predicted model, not a curated record. Lineage: Eukaryota; Metazoa; Chordata; Mammalia; Primates; Indriidae. Gene Ontology annotation, molecular function: calcium ion binding; hyaluronic acid binding. The transcript is spliced from 15 exons. Gene Ontology annotation, biological process: cell adhesion.